Phytophthora sojae is the source of this 873-nucleotide messenger RNA. RefSeq lists its product as hypothetical. The transcript is spliced from 3 exons. The coding region runs from base 1 to 873 and encodes 290 amino acids. The record is from RefSeq and is a predicted model, not a curated record. Lineage: Eukaryota; Oomycota; Peronosporomycetes; Peronosporales; Peronosporaceae.
AUGGGCAAGAGCAAGCAGCAACAAUCGAAUCCACCGGCAGGCAGCAACGAGGAUGGCGAGGACGGCGACGCAUUGGCGGGCUCCACCUUGGAGGACUACUUCGCCACGCACAAAGUGAGCGGCCACGUCUCGCAGCACUUGCUCAACAUCUCGACGGACAACGACAGCGACAGCUACGAGGACGACUACGAGUCCGAGACAUCAACCCCCAAGCAGACAGAGCCCCCGUCCGAACUCGCAGGCAUGACGCUGAGUGACUAUCUCCACGUGAAGGAGGACACAAGCAGCGCCGAAACAGAGGAAAAACUGUCAAGAGCGAACUCUCUGCGUGCGUUGCCGCCCCAACUCGCUGCAUCGGGGAAGAAGCACGCCCCACCGGCGGAUGUGAGCGGCAUGUCAUUGGAUCACUACCUCGGGGCUGCAAGUAGCGACCACAAGGCGGAAGAAAAUGGUCACGCCAAUCGCGCCGACAAGAAAGCAUCUCCGAAGGUCAAGCGGAAGAGCAGCAAGCCCAAACUGAGCGGCCCCAAUUCAAGCCUUACACCCUUCCAGCGACGCCAGAAGCGCAAGGAUAAGGCCAAAAUCAAGCAGCAGCGAAACGCUGGAGGCGGGUCCUCCAUCUCCAAGGCCAUCUUGAUGACCGAGUCCAAUGCAUCGCCGCCCACCGUUUUGUCGGUGCGAGAUCGAGAGAGACGGAAAUCCUCGUUAACUGUGGCGAACCACUCGCACCAUCCUCCUCCGGCCCACCACAACUCGCACUCGUCAGCCUCCAAUCCUUUGCCUAAGCUGUCUGCGUCUCCAUCUGUGCGUAGCAUAAGCCAUAAAGAUCAUGACGGUGAAGACGAUGCAGCCGAAAAGCUGCCACCAUUAUAA